GACUCAUAAUUUCUUUGAAACGUCAUUUGGCCUGCCUUUAAGGUCAGAAAUGUUGAGUAAAAGCUAUGUGUUCGUCAUGCUCUGGAUGAGUAAAUUCGCAAGUAGGAAAGCACGGUUCUUUGUCUUACUAACGUCAACAUGGAUGCUUUAUGUCUUGACCGCUGUCCCCCCAGAUCUUUACAUGGGCUGCUAUAAGGACGGAACUGCGCCUCGUGACCUGAUCUACGGAGUUCGGAUCAGUGGGCAAACUCCGAAAACGUGUCACGCAAGGUGUCUUCAGCUUGGAUACAUGUUCUUCGGUCUGCAGGACACGACCGAGUGUCGAUGCGACAAUGACUAUGGUAGAUACUGGGUACUAGCAGACAGCAGUUGUAGCUAUAGUUGUCCAGGUAACAGCUACCUCAAGUGCGGUGCGGGGAUGGUCAACUCUGUCUACAGAGUAGAAAAAUUGCUUUCUCAAUUCCUGGGCUGUUACAAAGAGGGCACGCCACGUGACCUAUGGGGCGACCAAUCACUGCUCGACGGAAGAAUGUCUGCCCCGGAAGUGUGUGUUGAGAGGUGCAAGAAAAAAGGUUUCCACUUCGCAGCUGUAAAGAACUACGCCGUUUGCACCUGUGGAGUUAGCUUUGGGCGGUACGGGAAAGCAAACCCGAAAGACUGCAACCCGAAGUGCAGUAACGGAGAACAUUGCAGCACGAUCGAUGCCAACAGCAUCUACAGAACAGGUGAAGCCAGUCUAUAUCAUGGGUGCUACCAAGAUGACAGUACUUAUCGAGACGUGCCACUACUUGGGAGUUUUAAUGACAACACACCAGCCACGUGCUGUGCAAGGUUAGCAUGGUAUCUGACCACUAUUUGCUAUGUUUGAAAAAUGUUAUUUAACUUAGCAGUUUGCUUUCAACACUAGAAAUUAGCCUAUAGGUACCCCCAAUAUAAGUGACCUACAACCAAUGACCUAUAGCACCACCUACUAUAGACUGACCCAUAAGUACCACCCACUAGAGACUGACCUAUAAG
Messenger RNA from Nematostella vectensis (starlet sea anemone), 1017 nucleotides. RefSeq names its product WSC domain-containing protein ARB_07867. NCBI's taxonomy places the organism in Eukaryota, Metazoa, Cnidaria, Anthozoa, Actiniaria, Edwardsiidae. The record is from RefSeq and is a predicted model, not a curated record. The transcript is spliced from 6 exons. The coding region runs from base 50 to 868 and encodes 272 amino acids. Gene Ontology annotation, cellular component: plasma membrane.